AAGUGCUAUUGCAACGGCACAUCCCCUUACAAAGCACCGUAUCGCCCGGUAUACUGCCCGGUCGCGCAGGGAUGCAAAUGUGUUCAUCCGUAAAACCAACCAGGGGUCAUAGAAUCGCUCCCACGAAUUGUCUCGCAAAUCGAACCCAAAUUCUCUUUUUUUUUUUCUGAUCUUGUUUAAUUAUAACCAAAGUGAUAAGUUGAUAUGCAAUCUCUAUCUUACAAGUCUUCUGCUUCUCAACUGACACAAGUCACUGCUCAUCAUCGGCGGGAGGGAAGGCAAGUUCUUUCGUCGUACUGUAGGACGUUAACGUUACGCGAAGGAUUUCGAACGAACUCGUCUGGCCAAGUCGAUGAUCGGCUCAGGAUUCCGAACACGAACAUUCCUAGUGGACGAGGUAUCGGUGUAUCCGGAGUACGGGCGCAGGGAGUCUCGAACGAGUCGUCAAUAAAAUUCCUUAAUUACCUCCUCUCAAUCCACUGGUGUCAACCGCCCCCCGAAACCCAUGUGAAAAUUCUUCCCAUUCCUUGACUUUAAAAAA
This is a messenger RNA of Puccinia graminis f. sp. tritici CRL 75-36-700-3, 541 nucleotides long. RefSeq lists its product as uncharacterized. NCBI's taxonomy places the organism in Eukaryota, Fungi, Basidiomycota, Pucciniomycetes, Pucciniales, Pucciniaceae. The transcript is spliced from 2 exons. The coding region runs from base 205 to 531 and encodes 108 amino acids. The record is from RefSeq and is a predicted model, not a curated record.